Molecule: messenger RNA, 924 nt
Organism: Ustilago hordei
Lineage: Eukaryota; Fungi; Basidiomycota; Ustilaginomycetes; Ustilaginales; Ustilaginaceae
Exons: 1
Coding region: 1-924 (307 amino acids)
Source: RefSeq, a predicted model, not a curated record
AUGCAGAUCAAAUCAAACCAUGCCUAUCUAACGCUGCUACUCAGCAUUCUUCCCCUCCUGCUAGUUCACGGGGCUAACGUGACUCUGCCAAGCCUAACAUCAUGCGAACCUGCUGAAAUCCUCAUAUCCGCCACUGGCAACUACACCAUCCAAGGCCGAGACAUUGCCACCCACAAACUUGUCUUCCAUGAACAUAUCGACCAAGGUGUCGAUCAUGUCACCUGGAACCCUGUCGACCUACCUCCGAAUUCAAUCGCUCUAAUCUCCAUCCUCGAUCAAACAUCUCCCUCUACGACCUCUCUCACCUCUUCUCAAGCUGCCAUCUUGCCCAACGCGCUCGGCAACACUAGCUGUUUGGCCAGAGACAAAGGCAGACGUAAGACAACAGGGGCCCAGAAGACAAUGGUUGCAACGAUCAUAGGCAUUGUACUCGGAGCCUUCUUUCUUUUGGUUCUUCUGUUGGUAAUAGGUAUGAUGUAUAGGAGGAAGAAGGAGAAAGAGGUUAAGGAGCAGGAUGAUUGUGUUGAUCAUAGUUGUGCGGGAGAGCAGGUGAUUGCAGGGGGAAGUUAUAUGCAGAGGUUGGUACCAGGGUUGUCGUUGCAAGAUGCAAAACCACUUCCAAGAGAUAGGAGCACGGAGAGGGAACAGUUGGAUUGGGCUAGUACAAGACGAGCUAAUCGCCAUUGCAAGGAAAACACAGGAGGAGGAGCAGGAGGAGCAGGAGGAGCAGGAGGCGGGUUUGAAUUGCCGAACUACAACCCAACGCCGGCAACCAGGGGCAAUGCAGAUAGUGCAAGAGAAGCGAAGACCAAAGAUCCGUUUGCAAGUCAACCUAACUCACCCUACAACCCCACUCAACAACAGCAACAACAACACAACAAACACAAAGCAACCGAACAAGAUAACCGCCAAUCCACCUUCUAA